UCUCCACUAUAUAAAGGGGUCGUCAGGCAGAACUUCAACAACAGAUUUUAGGAUCUUCAUCUGCGUUUUCUUCUCUUGUUGCUGUUUUCUGCACCGACUGUGCUCCUCAGUGGCGAUGACUUCACUGCUGACCCUGCUGGGAGCUGUGCUCUGCUCCCUGGCUGUUUCUUCUGAGGUCAUUCCUCCAGCAGACUUCAAUUUACAGGGGAUGUCAGGAAAAUGGUACCUGAUUGGAUUUGCCACUAAUGCCCAGUGGUUUGUCAGUCGCAAAGGCAGCAUGAAGAUGGGCAUGGCUAUGCUCACCCCAACUGCUGACGGGGACAUGGACAUAUCGUACUCCAGCCUCAACUCUGAUGGCUCAUGUUGGAGAAUGAACAAUCUGGCCACGAAGACCAACAUGCCUGGCAAGUUCACAUACACAAGCCAACGCUGGGGGAAUGUGAAUGACAUGCGGGUGGUUGACGUGAAGUACGACGAGUACGUUCUGACUCAGACCAUCAAGACCAAGGGAGAUGAUUCCACCGUUGUCAACAAACUAUAUGGACGUGGAGUUGACCUCAGCCCUGAGCUGCUGGAGAAGUUCAGGCAGUUCUCUCUGGAAACUGGCGUCCUGCCUGAAAAUAUUGCUUACCUUCCUAAAAACGAGGAAUGCCCAGCUGAAUAAUUUUCUGUCCUGCUUGUACUGUCAGAGAUGUUUUCUGCGGACCUUAACAUUUGUGGUGAAAAUCCUACAUCUUUCUACAUCACUGCUACAAACUGAAACAUUUCAGUUUAAUUCUGCUCUUUUAAAUGUUAAGGAUAGAUCUUAAUGAUGUAAAGCCGGGUUUCAACAUUGUGCUGUCAUCUGCCUGCAGCUGUAACUGAGAGCCAUCUUGGCAAAUAAAACGACAAACGGCUAAAAUA
Messenger RNA from Amphiprion ocellaris (clown anemonefish), 903 nucleotides. RefSeq names its product Lipocalin-like. Lineage: Eukaryota; Metazoa; Chordata; Actinopteri; Pomacentridae. The coding region runs from base 116 to 664 and encodes 182 amino acids. Gene Ontology annotation, molecular function: small molecule binding. The transcript is spliced from 6 exons. The record is from RefSeq and is a predicted model, not a curated record.